Anolis sagrei ordinatus is the source of this 3546-nucleotide messenger RNA. RefSeq names its product dishevelled segment polarity protein 2 (gene DVL2). Gene Ontology annotation, cellular component: cytosol. The record is from RefSeq and is a predicted model, not a curated record. Lineage: Eukaryota; Metazoa; Chordata; Lepidosauria; Squamata; Anolidae. Gene Ontology annotation, biological process: canonical Wnt signaling pathway; intracellular signal transduction. Gene Ontology annotation, molecular function: frizzled binding.
AGAGAGAGAGAGGGCGGCUGCGUCCCUCCGCUCUUCCCCUCUCCCCCUCCCUUUUUUUAUUUUAUUAACCCCCUCCCCCCGCUAUUUACUUUAUCCGCCCCCCCCCCGCUCUCUUCGGUAACGUGGGCGCGGCCUAAAGGAAGAAGAAGAAGAAGGAGGCGCCCGUGCUUCCGCCCUUCCGCUGGUUGCCAUGGCGAUGGCGGGCUCCGGGCCUAGUGCGCCGCCUCAGCCUCCUCAUCCUCCUCCUCCUGCUCUACUCAACGCCGCUUCUUCUUCCUCCUCGUCUUCCUCCUCCAUGCAGCCCGCGGGGGAGACGAAGGUGAUCUACCACCUGGACGAAGAGGAGACGCCUUACCUGGUCAAGAUCCCGGUCCCGGCCGAGCGCCUCACUCUAGGCCACGUCAAGGCCGCCCUGGCCAGGCCUGGCGCCAAGUACUUCUUCAAGAGCAUGGACCAGGACUUUGGGGUUGUGAAGGAGGAAAUCUCGGACGACAACGCAAAGCUCCCUUGCUUCAAUGGCAGAGUCGUUUCUUGGCUUGUGUCCUCGGAAACCCCACAGCCAGAGCCUCCCCCUCCUCCCCCUCCUGUCGAGGUGCGCCCAGAGCCUUCACCCCCACCGCCUCCACUUCCGCCAUUACCUGUGGAGCGGACAAGUGGCAUCGGGGACUCCCGCCCUCCUUCUUUCCACCCAAAUGUGUCAGGCAGCCACGAGAACUUGGACCACGAAACAGAGACCGAAUCAGUAGUUUCGCUGAGGCGGGAGCGGCCCCGGCGCAGGGAGAGCAUGGAGCACGGAGGAGGGCACCGGCUGAACGGACAGUCCCGCUUGGAGCGGCACCUGGCUGGCUAUGAGAGCUCCUCCACUCUGCUCACCAGCGAACUGGAGACCACCAGCCUCUGCGACUCGGAUGAUGACGAUACCAUGAGCAGAUUCAGUAGCUCCACCGAGCAAAGCAGCGCCUCCCGCCUCCUCAAGCGCCACCGCAGGCGACGGAAGCAGCGCCCACCACGUCUGGAGCGGACUUCCUCCUUCAGCAGCGUUACAGACUCCACCAUGUCCCUCAACAUCAUCACAGUUACAUUGAAUAUGGAAAAGUACAACUUCCUGGGCAUCUCUAUUGUGGGGCAAAGCAACGAGCGAGGGGACGGCGGCAUCUACAUUGGCUCCAUCAUGAAAGGGGGUGCAGUUGCUGCCGAUGGGAGAAUCGAGCCCGGAGACAUGCUGCUUCAGGUCAACGACAUCAAUUUUGAGAACAUGAGCAACGACGACGCUGUGAGAGUUUUGAGGGAGAUUGUUCACAAACCGGGCCCAAUUGUGUUGACAGUGGCCAAGUGCUGGGAUCCCUCCCCACAAGGUUAUUUCACCCUGCCAAGAAAUGAGCCGAUCCAGCCCAUCGACCCCGCAGCCUGGGUCUCGCACUCGGCUGCCCUGACUGGGGCCUUUGCUGCCUACCCUGGGAGCAGCUCCAUGAGCACCAUCACUUCGGGGACUUCCGUCACAGAGACAGAGCGCUUUGAUGACUUCAACCUCUCCAUCCACACAGACAUGGCUUCUGUCACCAAGGCAAUGGCCUCUCCGGAGUCCGGCCUGGAGGUUCGAGACCGCAUGUGGCUCAAGAUCACCAUCCCCAACGCCUUCCUUGGCUCCGACGUGGUGGACUGGCUCUACCACCAUGUGGAGGGAUUCCAGGAUCGCCGAGAGGCCCGCAAAUACGCCAGCAACCUCCUGAAGGCUGGCUUCAUCCGGCACACAGUCAACAAGAUUACCUUCUCAGAGCAGUGCUACUACAUCUUUGGAGACUUCAGUGGCUGCGAGAACUACAUGGCCAACCUCUCGCUGAACGACAACGACGGCUCCAGCGGGGCUUCUGACCAGGACACCCUGGCGCCUUUGCCCCUGCCGGGAGCCACCCCUUGGCCCCUGAUGCCCACGUUCUCCUAUCAGUACCCGGCGCCACACCCAUACAGCACCCAACCCCCUCCCUAUCACGAGCUCUCCUCCUACAGCUACGGCAUGGGGAGCGCUGGCAGUCAGCACAGCGAAGGCAGCCGGAGCAGUGGGUCGAACCGCAGUGAUGGGGGCGGUGGUGGGAGCGGAGGCGGCCGUGGUGCCGGCAAGCAGAAGGAGGAGAAGCCCGGGGCAGACUCCAAGUCGGGCAGUGGCAGCGAGUCCGAGUAUUCUGCCCGCAGCGGCAGCCAGCGCGGCAUCGGAGGCCCGGCAAUGGGGCCGGGCGGGGAGGGGGCCUCCCAGCGGAGUCAGCACAGCCUCGGAGGCGGCGGCAGCAUCCGCUCCCACCACUCCCUGCAUGCAGCCUAUGCCGCUCCGGGAGGCAUGCCCCUGGCCUACAACCCCAUGGUGGUCAUGAUGGUGCCUCCCCCCGCCCCUCCUGCCACUGCCGCCGCCUCCGCGGCCAUUCAGCCCCCAGGGGCGCCCCCGGUGCGCGACCUGGGCUCCGUGCCUCCCGAGCUCACGGCCAGCCGCCAGUCCUUCCACAUGGCCAUGGGCAACCCCAGCGAGUUCUUUGUCGAUGUCAUGUGAUCCACCCAAGAGUCCCCCCCCUCUCUCCUGCUCACCGCAGUGGCCUCAUUUUCGCACAGCCUUCCGAGAACCGCCUGACCUCCCGCACUUUGCUGCCUCCGUCCACAAAAGGAGUGAGAUGGACCAAAAAACCCUUGCUUUCCAGUGUUCACACACGGCAACCGCAUCCAUCGUGCCUCACCCCCUUCCUUAGUUUCCCAGACCAAGCUUGCAGUCCUGAUUCAGGGGGAAAAAAGCAAUACAGCUUCCAUUGAUGAUCCAUCCCUGCCUUCACCAAAUUGGUCCCCUUCUUUGCUGGACUGCGACUCUUUAUGUUUUCCUCAGUUCGGCAAAGGCUGGGAUCAUUUGACCCUUGCUGUCUCAUGACUUGCCUUAGGACUCAAAUGGUACACGAUAAUCUUGCCGGCACCGUAAGCAGCUGGCAGUCCUUAUUUAGAAAAAAAAGCAAUAUGGCUUCUGUUUAUGACCCAUCCUUGCUUUCACCAAUCUGGGACCUUGCUGUUUUGCUUGACUCCAGUUCCCAUGGUUUCCCCAACUUGGCAAAAGCUGGGAUCUUUGGAUCCCUUACAAUCUUGUGACUGUUACACUCUUGUGAUCUCCCUUAGGACUUGUACGGCCGGUGAUAAUCUUGCCGCCGUCGUAUCAUUCACCCGCAGAGCCGCUUGUCUUCAUGUGGCAGUGGCUUCAGAUCUGACAUCUUUUGGAUUGUUGUAGGUUUUUUCAGGCUAUAUGGCCAUGUUCUAGAGGCAUUCUCUCCUGACGUUUCACCUGCAUCUAUGGCAAGCAUCCUGAGGAUGCUUCACUUCACUUCACUUAAUUUUAUUUCUUAAUUAGUCACUCUCCACCAAGGUGCUCCGAGCGACUUACAAUCUAAAAUAGCAUUUCACAAUACAAAAACAUUCAACAGUGACUAUUUGGCAAAUUAGAUCUGAUUACUUAAAUGCACAACCAAACAGCCAAGUCUUGAGUGCCUUUACAAAAGGUCACAACUCCGACAUUGCUCUAAU